CCUCCUCCUGCACCGAAGAGACAAUCACAUGAGGAAACGGCCAAUCAAGAGGCUCAGUUCAUGGAUUGUUGGACAUCUAAAAAGGGACAUCGUUUCUUACUCUCUAAGACUUGUACUUUUUUGCGCUAGUCUUUCAAAGUGAACCAACCUACAGAAUGGUAUUGCUUAGUAUCUGUGGAUGCUCGUGGAUGAAAUGGAUGGCCACAUUGCUUCACAUGGUGAUAUUCCUGCAGCUGGCGCUGUGGGAGACGACAGAGGCCAUCCACCCAGACUGCGCCCUGGUGGUUCAGCACAUGAAGGCUCAGGAAGAAUGUAACCACAUUCUCAAAAAAGAAGAGAGCAACCACUCCAACGGUUGUCCGACGGCGUGGGAUGAGAUCCGUUGCUGGAAUCGUGCUGAGGUGGGACAGGUGGUCAGCGUCUCAUGCGCCAAUGUCUCCCAGCUGUUUGCUAAUAACCAAGGUUACAUCUACAGGAACUGCACCGAGGACGGCUGGUCUGAUCUGUACCCCUCCUAUGAGGAGGCCUGCGAGUUCACAGAGUACGAAGAGACAGAACCAGAGACAACAUACUACUCAAAAUUUAAACAGGUGUACACCGCUGGCUACGCUACCUCCCUCAUCUCUCUUAUAUCAGCUAUUUUUGUCUUCACUGUGUUCAGGAAGUUUCACUGCACCAGGAAUUACAUCCACAUCAAUCUUUUCUUCUCCUUCAUCCUGAGAGCGAGUGCUGUCUUCAUUAAAGACGGCGUUCUUUUUUCAGACGAAAAUCUGGACCACUGCUUCAUGUCCACUGCAUCGUGUAAAUCAGCCGUGGCCUUUUUCCAGUUCAGUAUCCUAGCCAACUACUUCUGGCUUCUGGUGGAGGGCAUGUACCUGCAGACGCUGCUUGCUCUCACCUUUGUCUUCCAGAAGAAAUAUUUCUGGUGGUACAUUCUCAUCGGCUGGGGUCUCCCAACAACGAUCAUAAUGGCGUGGAUUCUUACUCGAAACUUCUACGAUAACAAGGGGUGUUGGGAUGACACAGAUGUGGCCUUCAUCUGGUGGAUCAUAAAAGCUCCAAUAACUGUAUCACUACUGGUAAACUUCAUCAUCUUCAUUAACGUGAUCAGGAUUCUGGUCCAGAAGCUGAGAUCUCCCGGUGUCGGUGGCAAUGACACCAGUCACUUCAAGAGGCUUGCCAAAUCCACUCUGCUCCUCAUCCCUCUGUUUGGGAUGCACUACAUGGUGUUUGCCUUCCUGCCAGAGAACACAGGAGCAGAGGCCCGGAUCUUCAUAGAGCUCGGCCUAGGAUCCUUUCAGGGAUUCGUUGUUGCCCUGCUCUACUGUUUCCUGAAUGGUGAGGUGCAGGGAGAGCUGAAGAAGAGGUUUUGGAAGUGGCAGACUCAGAAUUACAUGCGCUACAGUAAACGGCGGCGUACGUUGUUCACAGAAAGCAGCACUAUCACACAGAUCUCCGUCCUGGACAAAUCCAGCCCCAAAGAUCAGCCGGCCUCAGGGACACACACCCUCACGCCCAGUAAUGUGUCCAGCGUCUGAGGUAGAGUCGCUGCCGUUCAUGUCUUCGCAAACUGCUCGGCAUCUGGCCGACGCCUGGUGACCAAACCUCAGAGCCUAAGAAUGUUAAAGGUACCUCGUAACUCCGUACCAUACGGUUUUGUUGCAGAAUCAACAAUGGCUGCCUCAUUUACAACCAAGCUUGUUGACUUUUUCUUUUUCGAUUCACAUUAUCCCACACUUCUUUCCUCCAUAAUAUGAAUUAAUUCCAAACUAAAAGGCUUCAGUUUGGGCAGAAAGAGAGGUCAAAUAUUAUAUUGAUUUGGUAUCAUAGGAAAAAUUCAGCUUUAGGGCCAUCCUACACAUCUUACCCACAUCCAGCAAAUUGUUAGUCUGCAUUUACAAAAGCAGCGGAUGUGACUGCAAAACGCUGUCAUUGUUUUAACAUAAAUCAAAUAGAAAAUCAUCUAUAUAAGUAACACUUGAUAUUGUUUGUUCUGUAACAGCUCCUUACAUGAUCUGGUUUGUGAUCAAUUGUUGUGUUUGUGUUGUUUUGGGUCAUAUUUGUGUUAGUGAGGACAGCCACAAAUUUGCUGCAGCAGUGAGGUUAAAAAGAUGGGAUAAGUUCAAGCUUAAGUAGGAUGGGUGAAUUACCUAUAAGGGUUGAAGCUGUUAAAAAGCAGAAUGGUUUUAUUAUCAAAUGCCAAACACGUCUAAAAUAUCUGAUUAAGUUUAUCGAUCAAGUUGUUCAUUUCGCACGCAUGUCACAAGCACUAAAGGGCAUGCUGUCAACAAGAAAUUCUUACCAUUUCUUGAGUUUCGAUGUCGAUAUAAUUAUUGUUGUUAUUCAUUCCGUGCCACUACUCUCUUGAAUGUUGGGCAGAUACAAAACAAAAAUCCUUACAAAAUGAAAUAUUCUCUGUUUAAUAGAAUAUGCCUGUGUUACCAUAAGUGGCUCUACAUGCAACAUGUUGCACAGUGCCCUAGUGCACAACUGGAGCACUAGACUGUAAAAGCUAUUUAUUUGUCUGAUUAUUGUUUCUCCUCUGUGGGAAUGUUAAUAGACCAGAACUAACGUUUAUAGCAACAGAACAGUCCUUCUAACAGAUUUAUUAACUACAUAAAAGGACCUUGUGACUAUAAAAAAACACACAUAAAUAAUAGACACAAAUUUAAAUUAACAACGGAUAUUGGUGUUUAUAUGUUAUAUAUUUUUCUGAAUCGUAUGUUUGUUAUUUUAUUAUUCUUAUAUGUAAUAUUGCAAAUUGUGAAUAAGAUUCUACUGUAUAUUUCUGUAUUAGUUAGUGUAAGUGAUGCCCAGUUGCAGUCCCAGAUCGCUGUGCUAAUGCUAAUGCUAAUGCUAAUCCAGAACCUGAGAAAUAACUUUGAGAGACUCAAUGAGCUGUUUUCAAGGUGUAUAGACAGCAUUUUGUGUAUCUAUGCCUUGAAUUCAUAUUUUUUCUAACUUGGAAAAUAGUUUGCAAGUCAGCACACUCAUUACUUAUACUUACAGGUA
Eleginops maclovinus (Patagonian blennie) is the source of this 3012-nucleotide messenger RNA. It is a transcript of the gene ghrhrb, whose product is annotated as growth hormone releasing hormone receptor b. The transcript has 13 exons. Gene Ontology annotation, cellular component: plasma membrane. The record is from RefSeq and is a predicted model, not a curated record. Gene Ontology annotation, molecular function: vasoactive intestinal polypeptide receptor activity; G protein-coupled peptide receptor activity; peptide hormone binding. Bases 156 to 1538 code for a protein of 460 amino acids. Lineage: Eukaryota; Metazoa; Chordata; Actinopteri; Perciformes; Eleginopidae. Gene Ontology annotation, biological process: cell surface receptor signaling pathway; adenylate cyclase-modulating G protein-coupled receptor signaling pathway.